UGCUCUCAGCAAAUAAAAUAUAUCGCAUGUUAUUAGAAACAUUCCUGUAAAGAACGAAUACUAAAAAGACAAUUGCGAAAACAUUUUUAAAAGUAACAAGUCAAAUAAAUAAAAGAAAAUUCCAGAAAGUCAAAAAAAUAAUAUCAGUACAAUAUGUCAGCUUCAACAACGGAAAAAGUUAGUGAAGAAAUAAAUUCUGUCGAGGAAAAGAAACCGAUUUUCCGGGACAUUGAUGCAGAUGAUACACCUGCUGAGGCCACAGAAAUUGAGUCGGCAUGUAUGAGCUGUUUUCGUUCGGGAGUCACGCGUUUGUUAUUGACGAAAAUUCCCUUCUUUAAGGAGGUUGUCUUAAUGUCUUUCAAAUGUGAAUUUUGUGGUUAUGAAAACAAUGAAAUACAAUCGGCUUCUGAGGUACAGAAAAAAGGUGUCACCAUGGUCUUACAGGUUAGAGAUCCACAAGAUCUCAAUCGUCGUGUUGUUAGAUCUGAUUAUACUUUAGUAAAGAUACCCGAGGUGGAGCUAGAAAUUCCUGCACAGUCGCAAAAGGGUGAAAUCACCACUGUCGAAGGCAUUAUCGAUAGAACAAUACGAGGCUUGAAUCAGGAUCAAGAUAAACGCAGAAUAGAACAUCCAGAUGCAGCUGCUUCUAUUGAUGCCUACAUUGAACGUUUGAAUGCUUUGAAGGAACUUAAAGCACCAUUUACUUUAAUAUUGGAAGACAUCAGUGGCAAUAGUUUUAUUGAAAAUCCUUUGGCUCCAGCUAUAGAUCACUAUUGUAAGACUACACACUUUACGCGUACCAAAGAGCAAGACCAUCAAUUGGGUUUUUAUGAUCCAGAAGAUAUUUCUGCCGAACCAGAACAAAAAGAUGAAAAACAUUUAUUAAAACCUAUAACAGAAGGUUCCUGGACAUUGGAAGAUUUACAUGGUGAAGUUUUACAAUUUCAAACUUUGUGUCCAGAAUGUCGUUCUCCCUGUGAAACGAAUAUGAAACUGACUACCAUUCCUCACUUCAAGGAUGUGGUAAUUAUGGCAACUGUUUGUGAUGUUUGCGGUAACAAAACAAAUGAAGUUAAAUCUGGUGGCGGUAUUGAAGAAAAGGGUACUCGUUUCGAAGUUCGCAUAGAAAAUAAUGAGGACUUGACUCGCGAUGUUCUAAAGUCGGAAACCUGCAGUCUAACAAUACCCGAAUUAGAUUGUGCUGUAGGACCCUCAGCAUUGGGUGGUCGUUUUACCACCGUCGAAGGCAUUUUAACUGCAAUGAAAGAUCAAUUGGCCGGAAAUGAUGUCAUGUUCCACGAUUCUUCGGAUGAAGCUUCAAAACAAAGAUUUCAAGGUUUUGUAGAGAAAUUUGAAGAAAUUAUUAAUUUAAAAUUUGUUGCUACACUUGUAUUGGAUGAUCCAGCUGGCAACAGUUAUGUACAAUCACUUGCGGACAAUGAUGAAGUGGAUGAAAAAUUAAAAAUUACAAAAUACGAGCGAAGUUAUGAACAAAAUGAGGAAUUGGGUUUGAAUGAUAUCAAAACUGAAAACUAUGAAGAACUUGAAUCGAUUGCAGAAUAAUUUUAUUUAACGUAUUAACAUUUUUAUUAUUAUUAAAAAAAUGCUGGUUUAACAUAAAUCAAUUUUUAAUAAAAAAAAUACUAACUAUAAAAAACUUGUUUGAAAAUAUAUUUUUUUAUCUAUUUAAUAAAA
This is a messenger RNA of Lucilia cuprina (Australian sheep blowfly), 1695 nucleotides long. RefSeq names its product zinc finger protein ZPR1 (gene Zpr1). The record is from RefSeq and is a predicted model, not a curated record. Gene Ontology annotation, molecular function: zinc ion binding. Bases 154 to 1563 code for a protein of 469 amino acids. Lineage: Eukaryota; Metazoa; Arthropoda; Insecta; Diptera; Calliphoridae. Gene Ontology annotation, cellular component: nucleus; cytoplasm. The transcript has a single exon.